AUGGUUUCUGGGUGCGCCAAGAAUACACUUCAGUGUCUUACAAACGUGCAGUACCGAGAAACGUCAGAACGUCACUUCACUUUCAGGCAGAGGCAGAGGCAGAGGCAGAGGCAGAGGCAGAGGCAGAGGCAGGAGCAGGAGCAGAAGCAGAAGCAGAAGCAGAAGCAGAAGCAGAAGCAGAAGCAGAAGCAGAAGCAGAAGCAGAAGCAGAAGCAGAAGCAGAAGCACUGCUUCAAACCAGACACUGCAACUAGCUAA
Molecule: messenger RNA, 258 nt
Organism: Morchella importuna
Lineage: Eukaryota; Fungi; Ascomycota; Pezizomycetes; Pezizales; Morchellaceae
Exons: 2
Coding region: 1-258 (85 amino acids)
Source: RefSeq, a predicted model, not a curated record